AGACGAAGUUGGCUAUAUAAUACAGAUUCCAAUCGCCAUAUCUGCAUUCAGCCGAAUUCAUCGUCGUCUUCGCUUAAUCCACGAGCCAGUUUCCCUUCCACCAACCCUCUCGCCCUCUCCAUCAAACCAAACCACCACCAAGGAGAGGCAGAGAGGUUACCCAUUCUCAACCCAUUUUCUCCUUUUACUGUUUAAUCCAAGAAUCCCAUUUCGUCUAAUCAAACCAACAAUCAUCCUUCCCUUCAUUUCACAGAUCGGAGUUUCUGUUUAUACAUUUUGAUUCUCAUUUCAGAACUAUAUAUUCCAUAGAUCCACACCCCUGUUCCUCUGAAGAUGGAUUUUCUUCGACAUUUUGUUCUCGUUUGCGUGAUUUCUGUAGCCUUCGCUCAUGAAGCUUUCGAUUCUCAUCUCCUUCCUAGGCCACUUAUUCUUGAAUUUACUGAUAAAGUGGAGAAUCAGUUGAAGGAACUGGAUGGAGAAAUCAAGUUGAGGUGUGAUAGUUGGAGAUUUAAUGUGGAGGCUAACAAUCUGAAUCCGUGGAGAACGAUUCCCAAAGAUUGUUCUGAUUAUGUGAAAGAGUACUUGACCGGUCGUGCCUAUCAACUUGAAAUGGAACUUGCAUCGACGGAGGCUGAGAUUUUUGCCCAGAGUGUGAAAUUGGUUGGCGAUGGAAAGGAUGUCUGGGUUUUCGACAUCGACGAGACCUUGCUUUCUAAUCUUCCUUACUACGGAGACCAUGGUUAUGGCUCGCAGGUUUUUAAUGCUGAUGAGUUUGAUAACUGGGUCCUGAGGGCCACAGCACCUGCUAUUCAGCCAAGUUUAAAACUCUAUAUAGAGCUUAUGGAUCUGGGAUUCAAGAUAGUUUUGCUUACUGGAAGGAGCGAACGCCAGAGGGAAGCUACAAUACAGAAUUUGAUAAACGCAGGGUUCUAUGACUGGGACAGGCUUAUAUUAAGGAGAGAUGAGGACCAAGGGAAGUCAGCAGUGCAUUACAAAUCUGACAAGCGGAGCGAGAUGGAGAUCGAAGGAUUACGAAUCAUUGGAAACUCGGGUGACCAAUGGAGUGAUUUAUUGGGGACUUCAGUAUCGGUUCGUUCGUUCAAACUUCCAAAUCCUAUGUAUUACAUUUCAUGAAUAUACAUAUUAUAUAUAUAUAUAUAGGGAAGGGAGGGAUCAAAGAUCAAAUCAUCAAUGUUAUUAAUUCAAAGAGGAUUUACCUCUGAAAACCUUGUAAAUAUGUAUUGGAGGUCGAAUAGAACAUACAGUUAAGAUUCAUCCAUAGAAGCUUUUGUUAUUUAAUUGUGUUGAUGAUUGUUCAUAA
Molecule: messenger RNA, 1321 nt
Organism: Cucurbita pepo subsp. pepo (vegetable marrow)
Lineage: Eukaryota; Viridiplantae; Streptophyta; Magnoliopsida; Cucurbitales; Cucurbitaceae
Product: acid phosphatase 1
Molecular function (GO): acid phosphatase activity
Source: RefSeq, a predicted model, not a curated record